AUGCCUACUUUCAUCUUAGUAGUGGACUUCGAGGUAGCAAAGUCCUUCUGCCAAACAACACCUUUACAUUGCCGUCCGGUAGUUUUACCUGAGCCAUGCUCAUUUACAAGGAUAGCUUUUCCCGCGAAAUGCAGGUGUCGUAGCUACCAUGAGUUCCUCAUAGACGCCGGUCACGAAGACGACGGUAUCAGCAAGAAUGCCAACUGGGACACCCCGCUCUUGCUCGCGGUGGAAACAUCGGAGGCCGUAGCCACGCUCCUAGCGAUGAGGUUUCCGCGCUGUGUCCCGUGGAAGAACAAGCAGGGCGCUGACUCUCUGAUGCUCACCUCCCGCACCCCGCACACCGCCCUGCUGACCCACCUCCUCACGCUUUCCCCCUCCCCGACCUCCCCCCUUGCCUCCACGGACACGUCGGGCAACACACCCCUGCACUACGCCUCCGCGUACGGGCAGCUCAAAUCCAUCCGCACGCUCCUCGAACACGGCGCCGAUGCCGCGGCGCGUAAUGCUUGGAGUUGGACGCCUGUCAGUUACAGCGCGAGUGUGCAGGCGGAGGUGUAUUUUAAGGGGUUGGUGAAUGCGGCGGAGAGGGAGAGGGAGGGGAUGGCCACGGUUACUGGAGCGAGGAGCAGGGGUGGCAGUGGGCCGAAGAUGGUGAGGAUGGUUAGUGCGGAGGAGGGAGAGGAGUUUGAGAGAAUGAGAAGGAGUGGCGAGAGUGGAAGGGUAAGAGCUGGUAGUGGCGGCUGA
Molecule: messenger RNA, 747 nt
Organism: Letharia columbiana
Lineage: Eukaryota; Fungi; Ascomycota; Lecanoromycetes; Lecanorales; Parmeliaceae
Exons: 3
Coding region: 1-747 (248 amino acids)
Molecular function (GO): protein binding
Source: RefSeq, a predicted model, not a curated record